Spea bombifrons (plains spadefoot toad) is the source of this 1257-nucleotide messenger RNA. RefSeq names its product protein kinase C delta type-like. Gene Ontology annotation, molecular function: protein kinase activity; ATP binding. Gene Ontology annotation, biological process: protein phosphorylation. Bases 1 to 1257 code for a protein of 418 amino acids. The transcript has a single exon. The record is from RefSeq and is a predicted model, not a curated record. Lineage: Eukaryota; Metazoa; Chordata; Amphibia; Anura; Pelobatidae.
AUGACCUUGGACAAAGGACUCUCAGUACCCCAAAAGAGCAAUGGGGGGAGAAGAGAAAAGGAAAGCUGCAGUUGUACUGAAAAGGGGAACAUCCAGUGCCAAAGCAGGGCAAAUAGUCCAGCGCAAACAAAACAUUCUGUAAAAGAUGCAAGAAGGAAUGUGAGAAAACGGCACAAAAUCAGUGCAAACAGCAGUGCCCCUGAGAAGAAAAUACAUAGAUAUGAGGAGCCAAAUAGAUCAGGAGAAGAUUGUCUAAGUGUGAAGAGCUCUAGAGACUCCCUCCCCAUUUCACUGUCCAGCCUUAGGUUUCAGUUUGAGCUAGGACAGGGGGCAUUUGGGAAAGUCAUGUUGGCUUCAUUCACUGGAAAUGAUUCCAUGGUAGCAGUUAAAAUGGUUAGCAAGAAAGCCACAAAGCAUAUAUUACCAGAGAAGAGGACAUUGGAGUUGGCUAGGAACAGCCCGUUUCUCUGCCAUGGGUACGCUGCCUUCCAGACAGAAACCCGUGUCUUCUUUAUCAUGGAAUACAUGCCUGCAGGGAGCCUUGAACAGUACAUGCGCAGAGUGGGCUGCAUGAAGGAGAGAACAGCAAGGUUUUAUUCAGCAGAAAUAGCCUGUGGCCUCCAAUACCUUCAUUCCCGCGGCAUUAUCCAUAGGGACCUGAAACCAGACAACAUCUUACUUGAUGGUAGAGGGCAUGCCAAAAUAAGUGAUUUUGGCCUUGUCGCAGAAGAUAUUUUUGGAGCCACACUGACAACGGGACGCCGUGGGACUUUCUUGUACAUGGCCCCAGAGAUACAUUUGGGCAAGGGAUAUGGAGCUGCUGUGGACUGGUGGUCCUUCGGAGUGAUGCUGUUCCGCAUGCUCAAUGAGGGACUAUUUCCUUUCUAUUGUGGAAACUGUAAGAAAGCUACGGCCCGUUCAAUUAUUCACGAUGACCCUCAUUACCACCAAGGGUUGAGCAAACGAGCUGUGGCCAUCUUGAAAGAACUCCUGAAAAAGGAUCCUGAGCAUCGUCUUGGAAAUACAGGUGACAUCAGGCAGCACCCAUUCUUUCAACACAUCAAGUGGGGAGAUUUAGAAAAGUGCAAGAUAGCCCCUCCAUGGCACUGGACUUUAAGAUCAAAGCACAAUCGGAAAUCUCUCCAGCGCAUGCCACCAUGUCUGGAGGUCACCCAGAAAUGCCCUCAUCUUUGCAACAACCAGUUCUUGUUUGGGCUUUCCUUUGUCAGUCCAGAUUGGAUGAUCUCUCUCAAGUGA